Ilex paraguariensis (yerba mate) is the source of this 360-nucleotide messenger RNA. The record is from the annotation of a GenBank genome assembly. NCBI's taxonomy places the organism in Eukaryota, Viridiplantae, Streptophyta, Magnoliopsida, Aquifoliales, Aquifoliaceae.
AUGAAUAUUCACUCUAGACCCGGUACUAAAAUUCCCUCGCCUGAAACUCCGAAAAAGGUCUCUGUUCCCCUUCAGCGUUGUCUACAGUGGGGACUGCUUGAGGAAACUCGAUGGAUAGCUCAUGGCGACGAAGAGAACUCACGGUUCUCAUUCUCUAUGCCGCUUUCUUCUACGCUAUUGUCAUUCGUCGCUCCCUCCAACUUUCCCAUGCAACAUGUGAACAGUGUUACUACUGUUGGUGGGCGUUCUGAAUACAUGGUGGUUUUUGUAGUUAGACAAGUUAGAGUCAGAAAUGGAGUCAGAAAGGAUAAUGUGUGUUGUUGCUUCUUCUACUACGCUGCUCUGAUCCUUGUGAAUUAG